Molecule: messenger RNA, 438 nt
Organism: Botrytis fragariae
Lineage: Eukaryota; Fungi; Ascomycota; Leotiomycetes; Helotiales; Sclerotiniaceae
Exons: 4
Coding region: 1-438 (145 amino acids)
Source: RefSeq, a predicted model, not a curated record
AUGGGUAUCUAUACGACGAAUGUGAAAGAGUAUGCGGACUCUUUCGGACUCCAGAAAAAGCUGAGAAAUCGUGGAGCUAAUACAACUACGAAGGAUGAUGGUUCAGGUGAAUACAUAUACCACAAUGCCAGUCCAAAUUCAGCGGAGAAUUUAUUUGUUGUACCAACUGAUGCAGGUGCUUUCGUGGAAUUGUUGCGAAGCAGCAAACCUCGUUACCUUUCUGAGAUCUGGGGACAGGUAACCUGCGAACAAUUCACUGUCGAAGCCCACGAUAGAGCUCGUCCAGGAGGACUUGGAAGAGAAGCAGCAGAGUCCAUGGCUCGUAGUGUGAAAUUUGGAUGGGGAGACCUUGUCUUGCGUAAAGAUCUUGAUUCCAAUGUCAAACUCACCAGCAUAAAAGAGCACAUCGAAAGCGAAGACUGGAGUGUAUAUAAAUAA